Candida tropicalis MYA-3404 is the source of this 1584-nucleotide messenger RNA. It is a transcript of the gene ERG5, whose product is annotated as C-22 sterol desaturase. Lineage: Eukaryota; Fungi; Ascomycota; Pichiomycetes; Serinales; Debaryomycetaceae. Gene Ontology annotation, biological process: sterol metabolic process. Bases 1 to 1584 code for a protein of 527 amino acids. Gene Ontology annotation, molecular function: heme binding; iron ion binding; oxidoreductase activity, acting on paired donors, with incorporation or reduction of molecular oxygen. The transcript has a single exon. The record is from RefSeq and is a predicted model, not a curated record.
AUGAGUGUCAAUACUACUUCUCCAGUUGUGGAUAGUAUUAGUGAUAAUGCUACUACAUAUUUGAGUACAAAAUAUAUCAUCGAUAGUUUAUAUUCAACUUAUCAACAAGCUUCAUGGUUACAAAUCAUUUUAACCUCAAUCAUUCUCAUUUUGACUUAUGAUCAAAUCCUGUAUCAAAUCAAUAAAGGUUCAAUUGCUGGUCCAAAAUUCAAAUUUUGGCCAAUUAUUGGUCCAUUCUUGGAAUCUUUAGAUCCAAAAUUCGAAGAAUAUAAAGCUAAAUGGGAUUCUGGUGAAUUGAGUUGUGUUUCCAUUUUCCAUAAAUUCGUUGUUAUUGCUUCUUCUCGUGAUUUAGCUAGAAAGAUUUUAGCAUCUCCAAAAUACGUUAAACCUUGUGUUGUUGAUGUUGCUGUUAAAAUUUUAAGACCUUCAAAUUGGGUUUUCUUAGACGGUAAAGCACAUACUGAUUACCGUCGUUCUUUGAAUGGUUUAUUCUCCCAAAGAGCUUUGGAAAUUUACAUUCCAGUUCAAGAAAAAUACAUGGAUAUUUAUUUAGAUAGAUUCUGUAAGUACGACGGUCCACGUGAAUUCUUCCCAGAAUUUAGAGAAUUGUUGUGUGCUUUAUCUUUGAGAACUUUCUGUGGGGAUUACAUCACUGAAGAUCAAAUUGCUUUAGUUGCUGAUAACUAUUACAGAGUCACUGCUGCUUUGGAAUUGGUCAAUUUCCCAAUCAUUAUUCCUUACACUAAAACUUGGUACGGUAAGAAGAUUGCUGAUGAUACCAUGAAGAUUUUUGAAAAUUGUGCUGCUAUGUCCAAGAAACACAUUAAUGAAAAUAAUGGUACUCCAGGUUGUGUUAUGGAUGAAUGGAUUUACUUGAUGAAAGAAGCUAAAGAAAAACACUCUGAUGAUCCAGAUUCCAAAUUAUUGAUUAGAGAAUUCUCCAACCGUGAAAUUUCCGAAGCCAUUUUCACUUUCUUGUUUGCUUCUCAAGAUGCCUCUUCUUCUUUGGCUUGUUGGUUAUUCCAAAUUGUCGCCGACAGACCAGAUGUUGUUGCCAAGAUUAGAGAAGAACAAUUGAGAGUUAGAAACAAUGACCCAUCUGUUAAAUUGUCCUUGGAUUUGAUUAAUGAAAUGACUUACACCAAUGAUGUUGUUAAAGAAUCUUUGAGAUACCGUCCACCAGUCUUGAUGGUUCCAUAUGUUGUUAAGAAAGCUUUCCCAGUUACUGAAAAAUACACUGCUCCAAAGGGUUCUAUGCUUAUCCCAACUUUGUACCCUGCUUUACAUGAUCCUGAAGUUUAUGAUGAACCAGAUUCUUUCAUUCCAGAAAGAUGGGCCACUGCUUCUGGUGAUAUGUACAAACGUAACUGGUUGGUCUUCGGUACUGGUCCACACGUUUGUUUGGGUAAGAACUAUGUCAUGAUGUUGUUUACUGGUAUGUUGGGUAAAUUUGUCAUGAACUCUGAUAUCAUUCAUCACAAAACUGCAUUAUCUGAAGAAAUCAAAGUUUUCGCUACUAUUUUCCCUAAGGACGAUGUUAUUUUAGAAUGGAAAAAGAGAGAUCCGUUAGCUGCUUCUAAUUAA